UGGUUGUCAAUAGCUUUAUGUAAAUGUACGUGUUGCACACAGACUGGGCGUGAGACCAGUGCCUGCGAAAUCCUGCAUCUCUGCAGUUGAUGUGUCGAUACACAUGCACUUCCGCCAUUUCAAGUUCAUAGACCAUCCAAGUUUGGAAAUUUAGCGGGUUUAAUCCGAUCCUGUCUGCCGGCCGCGCCGUCAGAUAAACCCGUUGCGAGUGCAGAUAGGCGGAUUUUUGUUGCGAAAGAUUUCGUGAUAUCUCUGCAGUGAUGGCUGCGAUAACUACCAUCGUCCACAUCUUGGAAGUGGCCGUGCUUUUGGUGGCAUUCGGCUGUUGCAUGACGGCAGCCAUAACCGUCGGGCUAACCUCGAACCAGCUCCAGAUGUGCAUUCUGAGCGCUUCAGUUGAAAACGUUGGGGACAUUCAUUUCACAGUGACGCCCUCUAGUGACUCACGUUGUCAAUUCUGUGUGGUGACCGAAGUAAUUGGUCUCCUGCUUGCGCUGGUGUUCAUCGUCUAUCGGAUCCAAGUCCUCUGUCGCCGAAAGUGUGAAAUCCAGGUGUUUGGGCGGUUCAUCGUCCUUAUCGUUUUUGGAUUGAUGUUAUUCUUCCUCUUCGUUGUCGCAUGCCUUGUUACUGCCGGUAUCAACACAUUUUGCGGCAACUUACUGGCUCUUGAGGGGGGCGCCUGGCCUGAAACAUGUGCUGGGUUUCAAGAGAUUACAUGGACCACGCUCGCCACAGGGACGGAAGUCAACGGAGCCCAUUUCUACGACUAUCUGAAGGCAGCUGAGGCCGCCUCUUGGAUUGCCGUGUUGCUGUGGGUGACACUGGUGGCCAUCUCGUUGGUAACCUGCUGCAUGACCAGGAGGCAACACAAACAGCAGGCUCGGGCUUCGCACACUGCAGCAGCAGCUAAACCAGUUGUUACUUAAGUUACACACUUGUAUUUCUUGAUCACCGUGCCUUGAAAGGUUGAACCUAUAAUCAUUUCGAAACCUGCCAAUGAGUUCGGGCGAUUCACAAUGCAGUGCGCCACCAGGCGUCUGCUACGGAGAUUUCAUUCUUCCCAGUGCAUUGUGGGUGACAAUUAACGUCUCAAAUAUCGGUAUGAAGGUAACAGUACAUUUGACAAAUUUGGGUCAGUUUGGGGGGAAAAUAGUUUAGAGAUAAUUAAUUAGAUAUGUCGCUAUGACGACAGCAGUGCGGCCACAAAAUAAAACAUUAUUUUGAGCAAAGCGGUCGAUAGUUAUGGCGUUUCAGCCGUCAUUGCUUAUUGUGAUAAUUAUUUAUGAUAUUCGGAGCCACAGGGAUAUUGGCUGUAAAUAGCUGAAUGACUGUUAUAGUGGCAUUCUACGGCGCUCACAAUAUAGUCACGAUAUUUUCUAUUAGAUAAAUUAUUAGUUGUGGCGUAUCAAUCACAAGUUGUUUGCUUAUGUUUACGUAUAGCUGUGUCAUUGCACAUUUUGAAUGGUCUCUUAGUUAAGUGUUGAUUAUGUUGUUACAUUUUACCGAUGGUUUAUAAUUAUGUUUUCUCUUUCUUCCAGAAAAAAAGUCUAUGUUUUUGUUUAGAACUUGUCUUGGGAGCGUGACAAAAGGGAAAAUCCCAAUCGGUGACAUCAAAAUAUGACACCUUUCCGUAACGUACUUAAAAUCAAAUAAUGCGAUCAAGAUGGGUGACACAAUGUGAAAUUCCUCAAGGGAAUUUGUAAAAAGAAGAAAGAAAAAUAAGUGGAACUCUGCAAGCCCGGAAAUGAAUUUUACCUACACUAAAAAUUUUGAAUUUCUAAAGCCAAGGCAUGAAAGAAUAUAUAACCCUUUACAAAGCUUGUUACAGUACUAUUGCUGUAAUCUUUUCUUUUAUUCAUUUUUAAGCCGAAUGAUUACAGCGGCAAUCAGUAUGACCGUAUCAAUUUGAUACUUUAAUCACGUUUUUGUUGCUCUUGAAGAUUUAUGCACGUAUAUUUGCAGUUGAAUUUUUGUAUGUAUAAUGUUUUUAUUAUGUUGCUAUUUUUACUGUUCAGAUCAGUAUCAAUUACUAUAAUCAUUUUUUGGUUGCUCUUGAAGAUUUAUGCAUGUAUAUUCGUAGUUGAAUUUGUAUGUAGAAUGUUUUUCAGCGAUUAUUUCGUAAGAUGAUAAGUUUACAAUUUGCUUUUUUGGUUCCUUUAUUUAUCUACAGUACCAGUAUAACUACUUUUGUACUAUAGGGCUAAGCCAGUGAGUUCAAGCAGGGUGUUACAAGUAAGAGUACUGAGGGGCGUGGUCAGACGGAUUUGCAGGAGGGGUUACCAAGUGACAAUGCUAAACCAGGAUGUUUUAGUCAUAAAAUGAUUAACGUAAAUUUGAAAAAAAGCGAUGAGAACCAACAACGAUCAUGAUUCGUUUCCAAUCGACGAAACUUUAAAUUAAGGGUCUGGAAAAAAAAAAGUAGGCCUAUCCAUCCAAAUAAUAGAAGAACUUUCAAUUUCAGGCAUGCAACUUUUCCCUCCGAUCAGCUGAUUUCCUCUUUUUUUUUUUACUUCCCAUGUGUGCCAUUGAAAAUAGAAAAACACUGUACAAAGUCUUGAAAAGAUGUGAAUUUCCUCUUUUUUCGUGACUUUCCAGUUACAUACCUGCAAUUUACGUUGCUUUGAAACUUGAUAAAGCUGUUAUAUACCCCGAUUUACAUUGCAAUAAACAAUCUGAAAUGUUUA
Patiria miniata (bat star) is the source of this 2684-nucleotide messenger RNA. RefSeq lists its product as uncharacterized. The transcript has 5 exons. Lineage: Eukaryota; Metazoa; Echinodermata; Asteroidea; Valvatida; Asterinidae. The record is from RefSeq and is a predicted model, not a curated record. Bases 261 to 926 code for a protein of 221 amino acids.